AAAGCAGUCCUUGCUUGUAUAUCAAUACGAAUAAAAAUCAAAAUUUUAGUUAUUUCAACGCUUCAACAGUCAGAACAAAAUUUACUAGGCAAGCAAAACGAGAUACACGGAAAUUGCGCCAUUUACUGGCCAAGUGCAAUAUCCAAAUUGACUAAUUCUCAAUCCAUAUCAAAAUUAUAUUUGAGCUCUUAGACGACCACUUUAUAACACACACGCACAUUCAAUCAAACAAAUAUGGCUAAGAAGAAGAAGGGAAAGAAGGGCAAGAAAGGCAAGAAGGAUCCAUGUGCCAUCAAUAUCACAGAUCAAAUGUUAAAGCCCAUGAUGCCAACAAUGGACGAAUGCGACGAGUGUUGUCAGUGCCAAUGCGAAUGCGAUUGCAGUCCAGAGAUCCAGCCAUGUUUCAUUCAGCCAACACGUCCCGAUCCGGGUCCAGAAGCCUACGAUGAGUUCGAGGCCUGCCUCAAUGGCAGCGGUCUGACCAUACGAGUCUUGAAGAACACCCACAAGGUGGAGAGCGUCAACGAUGGUUCACAGAAUCCAAACUUGGGCCCCGACGAUGAUCCCGUCUACAAGAACAGCAUCGAUGAUUGUCCCUCCCAGAAUUGCCUCAACGAUCUGCUGCAGCGCAGCGACUUUGCCCGCAAACACAUCCAGCGACGCACCUGCGGCAGCAUUGUGAAUCAUCCCAAGAUACCCAAGAUUCGUGCCAAUAUCAAGUAUUCGGGCAACGAUGCCUGCGAUGCGGAUGAUUACUAUGUGCCCUUCUCCAAGAUAAAAGAGGCAUGCGAUAAUGCCGAUGCCAAGGUCGAUUGCUAUCGAUCGCAGGUCUGUGAUCGCAACGAAGCCAAAGUCGAUUGCUAUCGUCGGCGUCUAUGCGGUGGCGGUGCUCCGGUGAUUCCGGCUGUGCCACCUUCGAAUCAACGCAGCUGUUGCAUGCAGGUGGAGGCGAAGGAUAUUAAGGACACGAUGAAGGGUGUCAACUUGGAUACGCGAAAGAAGGGCAUCGAGGUCUGUUACAAAACGUGCGACGAAACGGACAGCGAUGUGUUCCUCGUCAAGCUGGGCAGCAAGUCAAAGUCCCAGCACAAGAAGAACACCAUCGAGAUCGAGCUGCGCACACCCAAGCAACCGGUGACGCUCCCCAUGAGUAAGGUGACCACCGAGACUUAUGUGACCGAAGCUCUGCUCGAUGCCGCCAAAGGCAAGGGCAAAGGCAAAGGCAAAGGCAAAAAGGGGGGGCAAGGGAAAGGCAAAGGCAAGGGCAAAAAGAAGAAAUAAUCAUUGAUGAGGAAUUGUUCCAAAGCAUAUAUAUUUUCUGCAUACAUACAAUCUGUAUAUAUGUAUCUUGCCUCUUGACGUGUCACAACAAAUACUUUACAACAUGGAUUCAAAAUUUUUUUGGUCACAACUUAGUAGUUACAAUGCAAUUCAAAACAUUUUAACACCGAUUAAUUAUUCAAAAAUACAUAUUUUGGACAAGAAUAAAAAAUUAAUAUUUUAAAAAUUAAAA
This is a messenger RNA of Drosophila nasuta, 1513 nucleotides long. RefSeq lists its product as uncharacterized. NCBI's taxonomy places the organism in Eukaryota, Metazoa, Arthropoda, Insecta, Diptera, Drosophilidae. The record is from RefSeq and is a predicted model, not a curated record.